GAGUUGUUGGCUUGGCAGAAACCACCAAGCCAGGUUUGACGGUCGCGGAGAUCUCAGCCUCCUCGGUAGCGCCAUGGGUGGGACAUCGUCGCAACCCAUCGACGUACGCGUCACGGACCGGAAGAGUCUGACCAAGGAGCUGUGCCUGAGGAGAAAAGACUAUGAAUCCAUGCAGCACAGGUAUGUGGUUGAGGGCCUGACCAACCAGCAGGAGAACAGUAGGAACAGGGUUGCAGAGUUGCUUCAUCGAGCUGCAAUCCGAGAUCCCGAAAUAUGCCAGGGCGGUGAGAAUUCGCAGGUCUUCAUGGAAGCUAGCAUGCUGCCAUUGGUGAUUUCCUUCCUCUUCGGUGGUGCAUUGAUCCGCUGCUUUGAAGUUUGCCCUCUUUGGUUCGUUGUCUACUACAAGACGUUAGAUCAGGUGUUCUCCAAGAUUGACAAGGGCUUCAAGCAGUACUACGGUCAGUCACUCCACUUGGAGUAUGCCCGGACCGAUUGGUCUCCAGUGCACGUGGCAGAAGCUGGCAUCAGGAUUGACAGGAUCUUGAUUGCCAGGGUGACCAGUAACCACGUGAACCACUGCACAAAAGUGUCCUAUGGAUAUGCCUACAAGAGUGGCCAGCUUGCGGAGGAGGAAGAAAAUAACAACAACAAAGGCUAUGAGGACAAGACGGAUCCUUUUGAGUGCUCCUUCAAGUUUGACACCUUUAGCAGAGGCACAUCCCGAUCCUUUUGGAUCCACAAGGACAUUUGCCGUUUCCAUGGUGAUGAAACUCGUGUAGCAGCAACCCAGAACAUCACACCAGUCUGUGUGAAUGACCGCAUCGAGAUUGCAGUGAACCUUUUCAAUGCCAUGGGCUUGGUGGAUGUGGACCGUGUCCGUUGGCGACCUCUAGAGAUCUUUCCAGUUCAGGAGCGGCAAUGCCCAAUUGAGCAAGAACUCUUCGAUUGGUAUGACCUUGACUCCUUCCAGUCACAGAGCGUGGAAAGAUUGCAGAUUCCAGACUUCUUCAGCGUCCAGUUGAGGCACAUUUCCACGGAGUAUGCCGGCAUCGAUGUGGCAGUGAGCAGGACCCAACUGCGAGCAGAUGCGCAAGGAGUGGUGCCCCAGGCAGACCGGAUCUUAGGUUCCCGCUUUGAGGUGCUGCCAAGGAGCAGCCCCAUCAUCCUCCCAUUGAAGCGGGUUGGUUUGCAGCAUGACCGUUUCACGAAGAUCCAGUUGCGUCAGGGUGACUCCAUCCUUCUCUACAUCAGUCAGGGUGGCAAGAUGACUUGAGUCGAUGAGUUGAGAUGAGAUGAGUCGAGACUCAGAAGGUCACGGGCAACGUGGCUUGGCUUCAAGAUGAUGUGAGUCGGGCCCGGGGCAUAGGCAUGGCAUGGGAAAACCUUGGCGAAGGCCGAAGGUGUCAGCAUAAUUGGACUGAUCAAAUUAAGGAAGAAAAAGA
Messenger RNA from Cladocopium goreaui, 1442 nucleotides. NCBI's taxonomy places the organism in Eukaryota, Dinophyceae, Suessiales, Symbiodiniaceae. The record is from the annotation of a GenBank genome assembly.